This is a messenger RNA of Lingula anatina, 2142 nucleotides long. RefSeq names its product glutamate receptor 2-like. The record is from RefSeq and is a predicted model, not a curated record. Gene Ontology annotation, biological process: monoatomic ion transport. Gene Ontology annotation, molecular function: signaling receptor activity; ligand-gated monoatomic ion channel activity. Gene Ontology annotation, cellular component: membrane. NCBI's taxonomy places the organism in Eukaryota, Metazoa, Brachiopoda, Lingulata, Lingulida, Lingulidae.
UAUUAUUUUAGAUAUGGCGGACCAGACUGCACUAGAGGAAGUUUUGAGACAGAUCCCAGUUGUUGGUAUGAACAAAAUCGGGUACCAUUACUUGUUGGGUACAUUGGCUAUGGAUGAACUAGACUUAACAAAAUACGAAUAUGGCGGCGCCAAUGUGACGGGUUUUAAUCUCCUCAAUUAUUCCGACUCCACACUGAGAAGGUUCCUGAGAGGCUGGAGAAAAGAGAGCCCAGCAAAAUAUUAUGGAGCCGGCACAAACAGGAUACAGCUUCAAUCAGCAUUACUAGUGGACUCCGUGUCUGUACUGGCGAAUGCGUUUAACUACAUGAUGGAGAGGAACCCGAGCAUAUUUCGAGGCAUAUUUCGUGACGGGGUAGUAUAUAACAACGAUGCGCCUGGUAUACUAUGUCGGUCCCCGUCCCCCUUUCCAUGGCACCUUGGGAAUGAGAUAAUAAGUGCCAUAAAACAGUCACAUGUUUCCGGGCUGUCUGGAAAGAUAGUCUUCGACAGAACUGGCAAGAGGAAGAACUUUACCCUUAGCGUCACAGAUGUUUCGCUUAAAGGCCGAAGCAAGGUCGGAGAGUGGUCGCGUGAGCGCGGAUUCAAAGGCCCGAACUGGUUUGACACACCCAAGAAAAACGUCACUCACAGGGGGAAUGGCUCCUAUAUCAUUACAAUGAACGAGGAAGAGCCGUACGUGAUGUGGAAAAAACAGGACAACGGGGAGCCGCUGGUGGGCAAUGACAGGUUUGAGGGCUACUGUGUGGACCUGACCAGGGAACUGGCCGCAAUCGCUAACUUCAGAUACACCAUAAAAUUGGUGGACGACAAAAUGUACGGGGAAUAUAAUGGCACACAUUGGGACGGUAUGAUCGGCGAGCUGACUCGAGGGGAGGCGGACAUGGCUAUCAGCUCGUUAACAAUCACAGCCCAGCGUCAGCGGGUCGUCGAUUUCUCUAAACCUUUCAUGAGGACAGGGGUCAGCAUCAUGAUUAAAAAACCAGAAAAAGAGAAACCCGGGGUGUUCUCCUUCUUGGACCCUCUCGAUGAGAAAAUCUGGAUGAGCAUCGCUUUUGCCUUUGUCGGUGUCAGCGUCGUCAUGUUCCUCGUGUGCCGGAUAAGCCCUCUGGAGUGGAACAAUGAGGCCCAGAAUGGAGAGGUGAUUGAAUUAGAGACUGUAUUUUCACUGAAGAACAGCUUGUGGUUUUCCUUUGGGGCUGUCAUGCAGCAAGGAGCAGAUGUUUUCCCCAAGUCGCUAUCUGGUCGUCUGGUAGGAACCGUAUGGUGGUUCUUCUCGCUCAUCAUCAUCUCAUCCUACACCGCUAACCUCGCCGCAUUCCUCACUAUAGAACGAACAAAUCCACGGAUAAGAUCUGCCGAAGAUCUGGCUCAACAAACAGAAAUUGAAUACGGAUGCAUGGAGGGGGGAUCAACAGCGAAAUUUUUUAAAAACUCUCAGUUUAAAACCUACCAAAAUAUGUGGGCUUUCAUGACUUCAAGACCAGGAGUUUUUGUAAAAAGCACCGACGAAGGAUUAAAGAAACUUAGAGAGUCGAAAGGAAAAUAUGCUUUUCUAUUAGAAUCUACAACAAACGACUAUAAAAACCAAAAGAAGCCUUGUGAUACCAUGAUGGUUGGACCUAAUAUUCAAAACAAAGGCUAUGGCGUGGCUACGGCCGUUGGUCUUGAGCCGGAGAACCUCAGGGAAAAAAUUAAUCUGGCUAUUUUACAAUUAGAUGAGCGCGGUAUUUUAACGAAGUUGAAGAAAAAGUGGUGGUAUGACAAGGGUGAAUGUGCCCAAAAGCCGGAUUCCAAAACAAACCCGCUAAAACUGAAUAAUGUGGCAGGCGUAUUUUAUAUUCUGAUUGGAGGACUUAUGCUUGCUAUGCUGGUCUCGUUAUUUGAAUUCCUUUACAAUGCAAGAAAAGAAGCUAAAAGAUCAAAGGGUUCAUUUAAAAACGCCGUACGCUCUAAGGCCCGGCUAUCUAUUGCUGGCCCAGGAGAACACGAAGGGGACUAUGCUGAAGAAUGUGUCGCGCCUCCUCCUUCCUAUGGAGCUGCGCAGAUGGGGUACAUACCGUCACAAACUAUGGUAACCUUCAGAGGAACUGAGAGAAAAACGGAUACUGAAGUUUAGAGAAU